ACUCAGAAGACAGGUUUUCCAGUUGGAGGGUCCCGAGUUCUGCAUCCAAUAAGGCAGAUUCACAGAAAGAUAAAUGUUGCAGCUUUUAUCCACCAAUGUGCUUGGAACCCCUACAUCGUUGAGCUUUUUUUUUCCUGAAAAUGGGAUCAUAAUAAACCUCUAGAGGAUCGAGAACGACUGCUAGUAUGUUGCAAUCCUCCUCCAGAAUAGUUGAAACUUUACCCCUCUGUAAGUUUGAGGAUAAGCUGCCGAGAUGGGGCCUGUUCCUUGCCCUCUGCUCGGCUCUUCUCUGGCUUCCUGAGGCGGCGGAAUCUACGCUGAACUGCCACACGACAUGCAUCUGCGCCUCAAAUAUCGUCAGCUGCUCCAAGAAGAAUCUGAGUACGGUUCCCACUGCUCUGCCACUCUACAUCGCUGUGCUGGAUCUCAGUUACAACGAGAUAAAUGUGCUCAAAGCGGGGUGGACCCCAGUCAAGCUCCCAAAUCUCCAUAACCUCUUGCUCAGCCACAAUAAUCUUUAUUCCCUUUCCACUGAAGCUUUUACAAAUGUGAAGCAACUUCGCUACUUGGACCUGUCCUCCAACAAACUUCAGCAGCUGGAUGAGUUUGUUUUUGAGCCUUUGGUCAACCUGGAGGUCCUCCUGCUUUACAAUAACCGAAUUUCCCAGAUUGACAAGACGGCCUUUGCAACCAUGGCUAACCUUCAGAAGCUGUACCUCAGCCAGAACAACAUCACCCGCUUCCCAGGGGAGCUGAUCAAAGACAGGUACCGCCUGGAAAAACUCAGCCUACUGGAUGUGUCGUCCAACAAGAUCGAAAAUGUGCCCAUAGAUGACCUUAAUACGCUGCCUGCCUGGAUUAGAAAUGGCCUCUACUUCCACAACAACCCCUUGCAGUGCAGCUGUAAUCUCUACACACUCCUGACCCACUGGGUCAUUCGAAAGAUGAACUCUGCUGUGGACUUCAGAGACGAAUACAGGUGCAAGCUGCCGAAUUUACCGAAAACCCAGAUUUUAGAUCUAAGUGGAGAAAGCAUGAACUGCAGCACGUUCAAGGAGGCAGACGAGGAGGCUUUCCUGGAGCAAACACUGGUCCUCCGCUGUGACACCAAACACCGGGACAUGGCCAAGACCUGGACAUUGCCCGGGAACAUGACGUCUGGAGACAACCAGACAGUGAAAGUCCUGUCCAACGGGGACCUGCAGAUAAGUCCGGUAAGGUAUGAGGACUCUGGGACCUACACGUGCUUCGCCGCAAGCGAGAGAUUUAACGAGACUAUCUACAUUGUGCUGAAGGUUCACAACUUCACCAUGCACGGGGCCGGGGAGACUAUGAACACAGCCUACACUACCUUGGUGGGCUGCCUGGCCAGUGUGGUGCUGGUGCUCAUGUACCUCUACCUGACGCCGUGUCGCUGUUUCUGCUGCCCCAACAAGGGUAAGACCAGGGGCGAGGACAGCAUCCACUCCUCCAUGCUCAGCGUCACUCCCACCCACGGGGACCCGGCGAUGAAGGCCGAGCUGAACAGGCACGUGGCGUUCAUCGACUCCAAAGACUUGCAGGGCCAGAACGGCAAGGUGAACCCCAACGGGGACGAGGACAAUGACGAUCUGGAUGGAGAGGCCGGCUCUCUCAUGAAGGGCAAGAGGAAGAAAUCGGUAGCAGAGUCCAUUAGCUCCGUCUUCUCAGACACUCCCAUGGUGGUUUGAGUCGACAAUGACAUUAAUGGUACAUUAAGAGCCAUGAUUUAUUUAAUUUAAACUCUGACUGUGACCUUGUGCAAGAAAAGGGUAGAGGGAUGGAUGGCGAAUUCAUAACAGCAUGUCAAAGGGAGUUCAAAACAAACAGCCUUGUGGUGAAAGAGAACAAUAAGCCGGACUCUUCCAGCGUUUCAAUCUGUAGCAAUUACUAUUCAUACUGUGAAGGAACGGAGGCAUAAGCGGACUGUGGAGCCCAUUAAAGAGGAUGGUUAUCAGCACUCAGGAAGCAAUGUACUACAACGGUCUGAGAAUUGUGAAAACUGCACAAGAUUUCCAACAAUAUCUUACAUUUGGUAUAACUUAAAACUGUGGUUUGCUCUUAGUUACACUCAUUAUGAUUAGAAUAGACCGCAUCGUAUCAUACCCCCUCUCUCUCAAUUCAAGGACAGAAACUGACGUCACCACUCUCUGAGAAGAAGUGUCAUUCACCUUGAGUUAUAUAUAGUGACAUAGCAUGCCAUAAAAACCCCAACAUAUGAGACACUACAGCUUGAGAAACAUAAUGAAGGUAAGAAAAUAUAAAUUUCUCAAAUUCUACACAGAUAGAGGUUAUUACCCUAUUUUUUACCUGAUCCUUGGCUGAUAUGGACUGAUCCUGUAUCCUAAUCUUAGUCGUGUAGCCAUGUUUGGCAGCUAUUUAUCACCUAAGGGGAUUGCAUAUUUGUAUGGUACACAAUUAUUAGGUAACCUUGUGCAUUAAUAAUUUUGUAAUAAAAUGUCCCCCUUAUCGUUUCUUUAUAUCUACAGUAAAAACCAAACGACACUUUGCGCGCCUUUCACAGGUAAUCAUGUGCAGGGUCGCCUGCAGAUACACAUAAAGCCCAGAGAGGUUUUUUUUGCUCUGAUAGAUUAUUAACAUGUUGUCUCAGUUCUGUAAACACAGAGGUACCAAAAUCCUUAAAAGGACAGAGGCUGUUCUGGUUCUUGUCCGCUGAGGUGCCACAUGCUGUUAAAUUUUCCUCUUGGCACAGCAGCAGCAUCGGUCGUGCUAAUCCAGAGUUUAAAACUCAAAUGCUUAAUUUAUGCUGUAUUAUGUUAUUUUAUUCCUUAGAAAAGAGGUGCACCUUACAGGAAAGCCGAAAGUCUAUGCUUUUUUUUUUUUUAUUGUUUGAAUAAACAAACUUGUACUAAGAUGUGAUAAACAAGAUGUAGUUUGAAGAAUAGGGUAGGCCUCAAUCAAUAGUUCCCAGUGUGACACCUGAAAUGUAGCCGUUUCUUUCUCUUUCGCUUGCUAGAAUGUAAUGUUUUGAUGUACCAGCAGUAAAACGUUAGAGUCUGGGUGUCACUAAAACCUUGAUGGUUUCCACAUUAAAAAUAAGCUUAUGAAUAAUAAAUAUGAGGCUGUACAUCACUGGCAGGAAAGUUUACUUUUAGCCACAUCUCUUGCUCUGCUGCCGACUAAAAUACAAUUAACAAGGUUUUUUUUGUUUUUUUUUAUGGAUAGAGCUGGAUUAUAGAAGUGGGGUUCCUUUUAAAAGUUAUAUGCUUUUAAUAACUUACCUGCUAUAGAUAACUCUCUUGGUGUCUUCAGUUGGGAUAAAUCCAGAUUAGUUCAUCCCACAAGCUGAAGCUAACAGCUAGUCCAAAUGGGGAGAACACCUCUGUCAUCCUAAAACAACUCCAAACUCAAAAAGGUCCUAGCCAUUUACGCAAAUGCUAUUCAACUUUCAACCCAUCGUCAGGUUUGCAUCUUGGAGUUGUUUAGAGGGGUAUCCGCCUGCAGGUAAUGUUUCAGGCCCUCUGUCCUGGUCAGGUCCAUAAAUUCUUUCCUUUCUUGCCCUGAUGCCAAAACCUAACACCACCCUGGACAUCUAAUCCUGACCCCUUUCACCUAACCUUAAACACAAACUGCAUUGAUACGAUCUUUUAUUAUAUGUUGUUUAUCAUCCUAUGCGCUGUUGGGAGAGCUUGAAAAGGUUUUCUGUCACGCACAACCAGAACAAAGCAAUGCAGGAACCGUGAAAGGUUUGCGAAGGUGGGGCCCUAUAGUGACAUUGGCUCAGCUGCUUAGAUUGUGAAGCUAUAUAUACCAUUAGUUAUUUAAGCAAAAGCAGAUGAUUAUUUACAAUGGAAAUGUAGUUUGAAGGUGAUGUGCUAUGAAUGAUAGACUUGUGUGAAAUCUGUGCUAAGAAUGGAAUUCCGAUCAGACUGAUAUAAUAGUAAAGUGGUGUAAAAAGUAUAAAUAUUGUAGCGCUUUAACCAAAUGCUACUUUAUUCAUUUUUACACUCUUACUUUGCUAUAGAUUUUUACUCUUGACCGGAAAUAUUUAUGCAUAUUACAUUAAGAAUUUGUUUCACACAGGAAGAUCAUUGGUUGUGCGCCACCUUAUAGGUCUAUUUCUUGUGUAAACAUUCACUGGGUUCUCUGUAAAUGACUGCGUGAUGCAAUUAUGACAAUGAUUUAAAAUAUCUAUGAGAUAUUUUACUAUGACAUUUCUCAGUGGAGUUGUUUUAAGACUGUAGGUCUUGGCCUCAGUGUCUCACGGUUAGAUUUAGUGUCUGGCACCAAUUGGUUAGGAUUUAUACAAAAUUAGAAUAAUAAGAGAAUUACCUGUAGCUGGUAAUCAGUAAAAAAAAACAAAAAAAAAAAAACAGGAAAAGUAGUUCACCUAAACUACUAGAAUAUUUUUGCAUGUAUGUCACUUUCCUAUUAUUUGAAAACAGUUUUUUCUGGAAAUGUUUUACAUGAUUCGUUCUCAGUAGGUUUCACACAGAGAGACCAUUGGUGGUGCACUGCCUCUUACCUCGAUCACGUCUCCUUUCAGCCUAGUCAUCAGGUGGAUUCAUGCUAAGGCCAGGCCUGUCCACACUAACCUGGAUGAUUUACAAAAUAGAUUUGUUUCCCACCUUCAGCUCAUAAACAAUUUUUUUUUAAAUUAUUUUUAGUUUUGGUGACAGAGUCAUAGAGAGAGAUUUAUAAAUGAUUUAUACGUGUGGACUGGAGCCACAACAGUGUUUUUUUUUGUUUUGUUUUUUUGUGGGUUAAUCCACGUGUCUCGCAUUGUCUUAACCCUGAUUCCAGUAAACUUCAACUUAAGAAGGUAAUGACAAAGAGGGAAAGAAAAACUUUUUUUUGAGAGAAUCUUAAUCUAACACUGUUUUCGCUCCGCUGCAGAUCUCCCUUUUUCAUUCUGAUGCAGUUAAAGUCGACAUUAUCACCACCUGGUGCCGGACUGUAGAUAUUGUCCUAUUUUAUAUUGAGAGGCUGGAAAUAUGAGUGUCGUUUUCUUUUUAAAUCUGGAGAAAAAGUAUAUGUUUAAUGCCUAAAGCAGAGCAGCCGGAGCAAACAUGACGAUGCCAUGAGAGUUAUCUCCUGGGGAUAAGAUAAAUUAAUAAAGCUCUUAUUAGAACCUCUCUUCAAACAUCCUGAAAUAUCCCUUAAAAUGCCCAUAACACGUCCUAGCAUGCAAGGAACAUGCUUAGAACCUUAAACACCUUGGUACGGGCCAGAGGGAGCAGUUUCAUUAAACCAUGCUGGGUUUUUGUUGCAGCAGAGCAAGGCCAGCUGUGUGUAAAUGCUAAUAGCAUCUUUUGAUUAGAAGACUCAGUCGGCUCGCCACGCCUUUGUCUCUUUCAACCAGCGGGGAUCGAUCACGUUAUCGUGAGUCACUAAGGUGUAUACUGACAGCCUCAGUUCAGCCCAGUUGUGUUUGCUUUGUUUGUCUUUCCGUGUCAUUAUAAAGUUGCCCUUUCUUAGGCUGGAAAGCAAUCAUUCAACCAGGCAAUGAAUGCGAUGCCCUUUAAGUAGUCUGCAAUUUGUUUGUGAGGGGAUACGCCUGGAGCUUUCAUCAAGUGGUUGCACUCCAACUGAGUCAUAUGGUUGGAUAGUGCACUAUAAUGUAUCGCUUAUGCCUUUGAGUUGCUAUUUAAAGCUAGACUUCGAAGCAAUUAAUGACAUAAAAUCCCAUCUUUAAAACCAAAAAUCAAUUUACACAAUGCCAGGUGCAAUGUUUUUUUUUUUUUUUUUUACGCAAAAUCGGUGGGAUGUUCACGGUUGCUGCGUGCACCGCAGCAUCUCCUAAGCGGGUGAGAAAAGGAAGUCACACUUGUCGGAGAGGUGGUGUGUGCAAAUCAUAUCACUCUUGUCACACGCUGCAACACCGGGUGGAGAAACAGACAGCAGCAGAAAACACCAAACCACAUUUUUAAAAAGCUGCAUAUAGAGCCCUCACAGACUGGCUGCGUUUGUCCAAGAACAGGUUUGAUUUUUGCUUUUUUUUUUUUUUUCCUUCUAUUUGCAGCAUAAAUCUGAGUCCAUCCAUCAGAUUUCAGUGUUCUGUAACUUCAGACAGCACGAGAAGCUGAAAUCACAAACACACACGGUGGCUUUUAAAGUAGCUCAGCAAAUUACGAAGGGAAUACGUUUCUUGUAGGACCCCGCUACAUCCACUGUGUUUGUCCUCCACAGUUCAGUUCAUAUUGUAGUUUCUGUACAGCGAUCAGUUAAGUGCUUUUGCAAAGGUUCAACCAUAGAGGGAAAAUCUUAGCUUUGUUUUUUUUU
Messenger RNA from Fundulus heteroclitus (mummichog), 6261 nucleotides. It is a transcript of the gene amigo1, whose product is annotated as adhesion molecule with Ig-like domain 1. The record is from RefSeq and is a predicted model, not a curated record. Gene Ontology annotation, molecular function: protein binding. Gene Ontology annotation, biological process: brain development. Lineage: Eukaryota; Metazoa; Chordata; Actinopteri; Cyprinodontiformes; Fundulidae. The transcript has 2 exons. Bases 186 to 1709 code for a protein of 507 amino acids.